Molecule: messenger RNA, 2550 nt
Organism: Funneliformis caledonium
Lineage: Eukaryota; Fungi; Glomeromycota; Glomeromycetes; Glomerales; Glomeraceae
Source: the annotation of a GenBank genome assembly
AUGCAUCAAAGUUUAUCACAAACACUCAAUUCCGAAAUUCCUUCAAGAAAGGAAAACCUUCCUGAAACCGGCGAAAUUAUACAACGAAGUGAAAGUCCUACGCCUCUUCUAAGUCUAAACCGUCUUACACAAGAGCAAGAUACUUUACUUAAUAAACCAAGUCACACGAUAACGCUUGGAAACUCGAUACUUUCCUUAGCAUGUUCCAAUGAAUAUCUAUUUAGCGGUUCUCAAGAACCUUCUAUUCAGGUAUGGGAUUUAAUUACGUUUCAACCGAAAGCUGUGUUAAAAGGACACAAUGGUGGUGUCUUAUGUUUAACUCUCUCAACGGAUCAAACAAUGUUAUUUAGCUCAUCUGGUGAUAGCACUGUUCGGGUAUGGAGAGUUGAUACUCUAGAUGCUCUUUACGUUAUUCAACCGUGUUGUGAUGUUGGAGAUCUAUUUUCGGUGGUUUAUUCUGAUGAAUUAGAUACAAUAUAUAUCGGUUGUCAAAACACUAGUAUACUACGUUUCGAUUUGUCUACAAAAGAAAAAUAUCGAACAGAAUAUCCUUCACGUUCAUGCAAUUUCUCUAAAUUUUUUGACGCUUUAUCAUCAAAAACAUGCGGAGUAGUUACACCGAUCGAAGAAAAAGAAAUCGAUGCAAAGAUUUCCGCGGUACAAGAAAAUGUUCAAAGAUUUGAAGUUGAUGAUAGUAUGGUUCAUAUGAAUAGUCACAAUGGUUAUGUGUAUUCUUUAAUAUUGGGAAAGAAUAAAGAUGGAAGAAUUCUUAUAAGUGGAUCUGGAGAUGGAGAUGUUAAGGUGUGGUCAAUCACAAAGGAUUCUAUGGAACUUUUAAGAGUACUUAAAGGUACAGAUGCUGGCAUCUUAACAUUUGCCAUGCAUGAUGAAUUAUUAUUUUGUGGUGCACAAGGUGGUGAUAUUAAGAUUUAUGAUUUGGAAACGUAUCAACAUAUUAGGUCACUUAUGGCUCAUGAUGAUGAUAUAUUAGCUUUGACUAUAGGAGAUAACAAUCUAUUUUCUGGAUCAGCCGAUGGAAUUAUCAAGAGAUGGAAUAAAACAUUUGAGAUAUCAAAUACUUAUAAAGAUCAUACCGGAAUUGUUUUGUCAUUAACUGUAUCUCCACCUAAUCAUAAAUUAGGUAUAAAUAGGUCAUGGUUGAUUAGUGCUAAUGACCAAUUAAUCAAAUUUUGGGAUUUGGAAACAACGAACACUGAUUUGCUAGAAGCGGCUGUUUCGGAAACUACAGAUGUUAUGAGGUAUGCUCUAUCCAAAUGGAUCUCGUUGCAAACAGUUAGCGGGAAUUCGAAAUUUUUAGAAGAAUGCUUUAGAGGCGCUAAAUUUUUAAAGAGCAUAUUUGAGCAAUUAGGAGCCGAUUCAUCAUUAAUUCCAGUAGCAACAGGUCAAAAUCCAUUGGUUUUUGGUAAAUUUAAUGGAAUUAAUGAUAAACAACAACACAGACGUUUAAAUGUACUUGUUUAUGGGCAUUAUGAUGUUAUUGAUGCGGAUGAAACCAAAUGGCUUACAAAUCCCUUCGAAAUGAUUGGAAAGGAUGGAUAUCUUUAUGGCAGAGGUACUACCGAUAAUAAGGGACCUAUGCUUGCAGCUAUAUUCGCCGUUAGUGAGUUACAGCAGGAGAAAAAACUUAGAGCAAAUGUAUCAUUUUUAGUUGAAGGUGAAGAAGAAAAUGGUAGUAUUGGAUUUCAUGAUGUGGUGGAAAAAUCCAAGACGCCAUGUCUAACUUAUGGACUUCGUGGAGUAAUUGGUGCCACUAUUGAAAUUUUUAGCGAACAAACGGAUUUACAUUCUGGUAUGCAAGGAGGAGCAGUAUCAGAACCUUUAAAUGAUAUGAUUCGGAUUCUUGCAAAACUUAUAUCAGACGAUAAUCAUAUUUUGAUUCCAGGAUUUUAUGAUAAUGUGAGGCCCGUUACACCUUAUGAAGAGCGAUUAUAUGAAUAUAUUGUGAAAUCAGAAUCUAGAUCUAAAAUAAAUAAUGCUAAUGAAGAGAGGAAUUGUAAUUCAAAACCGGGCGAAACAAAAGAAUCAUUAAUGUCAAAAUGGAGAUAUCCAUCAUUAACAAUACAUAAGAUUGAUGUUAGUGGACCAGAUAAUGUUACAGUGAUACCAUGUAAAGCUAAAGCUAAUGUUAGUAUGCGUAUUGUACCUGAUCAAGAUAUUAAUGAAAUUGUGAAAAGUUUUGAAGAUUUUAUUAAAAAGGUUUUUGACGAAUUAAAAACCGAAAAUAAAAUUAAUGUCUCUAUUAAUAAUUUGGCAGAUUGGUGGUUAGGAGAUCCCGAAAAUCAAUAUUUUAAAGCUGCAGAACAAGCAAUAGAACAAGAAUAUGGAAUCAAACCAUUAUAUAUAAGAGAAGGUGGUUCUAUACCGGCUGUUAGGUGUUUAGAAAAAAAAUUUAAUGCCAAAGCAAUUCAUUUACCAAUAGGACAAUCUACCGAUCAAGCUCAUCUAAAUAAUGAAAGAAUAAGUUUACAAAAUUUAUAUGCCGGCAAAAGGAUAUUUAAAAAUUUAUUUAAUAAAUUAAGUGAAAAUUGA